Messenger RNA from Amoebophrya sp. A25, 2154 nucleotides. The record is from the annotation of a GenBank genome assembly. NCBI's taxonomy places the organism in Eukaryota, Dinophyceae, Syndiniales, Amoebophryaceae.
AUGUUGUGGGAUCCGGAUAUGGAUAAUAGCGAUUACUACGUCUGCACAAUCGAUCCAAUUCCGCAAGGGAUCAUUGAUUUAAGGCUAUCACGGUUGUUACCCCAUGUGUGUCCAUUCCUAGGAAGUAUUCCCCGCACGACGUGGGGAUCUUCUUCCCUCUAGUUCUAGUAAGUAUGCUCAUCACUUCAUCAUCGCUAUCUUCUAACUAAUCCUAGUAAUGCUAAAGUGAAGAAGAUACUAUAGCUAGGAAGUACUACUAGAUGAGAGAUCUUCAUGAAAUUGAGAGUAAAUAAUGGUCCAGCACAAGAACUCCUCUAAGAGAUUCGUUGCAAGGCAGUAACAACUACUUCUCUUCGAAGACGGGCGAAGAAUUCAAUGGCACAAACUCUUCUAGCUCGACGUCAAUGAUGUACAGGAAGCACAAAGUGAACGGCCAACUACAUGGAGAUGUUGUACUGGUAAGGAAACAUCAGAGAAGUAGGACGGGUAGCACUAGCAGUAGGACGACCAAGAGGGCGUCGAGGACGCAAAGACAAAAGCUGUCUUUUUCUGUUCAACAACAGGAGCAGGAGAACUUUGCAUCUGCUAGCACUGAUGCAGACCAAGACCAGCAGCCACUUCCUCUUCCGUCUAGAAGUAGAAGAGCGCAUCUCCACGACGAGCCAUCUUCAUCUGCGAGAGGUUUCAGUCUAGCUGAAACCAAGCGAAGUGCGCGAUUGAGAAGCACAGAUGAAGAGGACGACGUCGAUCUGCUACGACUUCAGCAGAGUGUAGAACAGCUAGAAGGAGGUCGUAGAAGAACUCCAGGAUUGGAUGAGGAGGAGGACGAUGAGGACCUUCUGGAGAGCCUUCAAAGAAUAGACGAUGAAGAUGAUCCUCUAGCACGUAACCAGAACUUUUACUACAUGAGGAAUAGCAAGAGCAGGACGACAGGCGCAGGCCGUUCAUCUGCUCGAGGAACAUCUUCUAGCCGUCGUGGGUCAAGAAUACCUCACAGAACAAGGGCAUUCCUAGACGAGCGCCAGCUAGGAAGUGAUCGUCUAGAAGGAAAUGACGUAGAUACAACCGAUAGAAGUACAACUUCCGAGGACUACGAGACCUUCAUGUCGGCAGUAGAGGGAUUGAGUGGCGAAGAGAAGAGACAGGGCGCUUCAGCGGGUGGAUUUUUGAUGUCGUAGAAGAAGAAGACUAUCAUUAGGAUAGUACUUAGAUCUUUUAGGUUAGAAGUUAGAGUUUCAGUUUGUUUUCCAUUUGUCUUUCCAAUAUUAACAGAUUGAUCGUGAAGGAGGAUAGAAAGAGUCAUUUUGACAAUUUUCAGAUAAGACACCAUCGACAUUCAUCGAGUUCAGACUCGUUACAGUUACAGUUUCAAUGCGUAAGCUUGAAGGCUUAAAACUAUUAAAAAGGAAAAUCGAUUUCAAUUAUUAGCGACUAGAGUUAAGCAAGCAGAAGCACACCGACCACGACAAGCAGGUUAUUUUAUAUAAACAUCGAUUUCAGAUCAAGUACAAGUUAAAGAUCACAAGCACAGGCAAGGGAUAGACACCCUAAGGGGUCGCACAUUUUCUCAAUUAUUUUGUAGGUACUGUUAAUGUAAAUAUAACUAUCACAAGUUUCGCUAUUCAAGCAAAGAGAAGCCCCGAGCUUGUUACGUGUAAAGUUCUUUAUGCAUAGUUGAUUUCCAUUUCCAAGAACCAUCACGACCAUCACCAUAGUAAAGUCAUUUUGUUUUUAUGCUUUGAAUAGUAGUAUGGGACACAUCCUCCUCUUUAUCAUCAUAGAAUCUUCAAUAUAGACCGCUGGAUCUGUAUAGAUUUUGUACAGCUGCUGUACAUAAACGGAGUUUACAUCAAGUAGUUACAACACGAGCUCCUCCUCAUGUUUUUUUCUUCAUAUUAAUUUGAACAAUCAAAUGUCUAGUUCAUAUUCGGCAUGCUUUUUCUAUUUCUUUUAGUCUUUUGUCACAAUUCAGAUGAUCAACACCAACAUUCCAAUGCGAAAUUGCAUUUACGGUGAUGAACAAGAAUGCAAGGAUUUGAGUUACACGAAAAGUAAAGACGGAAGAAAGAUUCAUCCCGGCUACGUCAGGUUCCACCUUCAGUCUUGAGGAUGGAUAUCUUGUCCACUCUAAUAUUGCAGCAGAUAGUAACCAAG